Molecule: messenger RNA, 4468 nt
Organism: Capra hircus (goat)
Lineage: Eukaryota; Metazoa; Chordata; Mammalia; Artiodactyla; Bovidae
Gene: MICALL1
Product: MICAL like 1
Exons: 16
Coding region: 242-2806 (854 amino acids)
Molecular function (GO): protein binding
Source: RefSeq, a predicted model, not a curated record
GCGGCUGCUUGGGCAGGUCCGGACGGGCAGCCGGCAGCCGAGCCAGGACCCUGCGCCGGGAGCCCGAGCGAGGACUCCCAGGCCGCGGCCCCGCCUCCUCCCCGCCUUAGCGCCCGCCGCCCGCGGGUCGCGCCCCGAGCUCCUAGCGGCGCCGGGGCAGAGCCGAGCCGUAGCCGCAGCCGGAAACCGGCCCGAGCCGAGCCUGCGGGUGAAGUCCCCGGGCCCGAGCCCCGCGCUGCUCAUGGCGGGGCCGCGGGGCGCGCUGCUGGCCUGGUGCCGCCGCCAGUGCGAGGGCUACCGCGGCGUGGACAUCCGCGACCUUAGCAGCUCCUUCCGGGACGGCCUGGCCUUCUGCGCCAUCCUGCACCGGCACCGGCCCGACCUGCUAGAUUUUGAUUCACUUUCCAAGGACAAUGUCUUCGAGAAUAACCGUUUGGCCUUUGAAGUGGCCGAGAAGGAGCUGGGCAUCCCUGCCCUCCUGGAUCCCAAUGACAUGGUCUCCAUGAGUGUCCCCGAUUGCCUCAGCAUCAUGACCUACGUGUCCCAGUAUUACAACCACUUCGCCGGCUCCGGCCCAGCAGCCGGUGUCUCAUCACCCAGAAAGGGCCUGGCGCUGUCCUCCCCGCCAUCCGAAGCAUCUACUCCUGCGGACCCAGGAGACAGGGCUCAGGGUGAGGAGUGCUCCCCAGGCAGCCUGUCGAAGCAGGGCUCCCACCGGACCCCCAGCAGCACGUGCGCUGCCUGCCAGCAGCACGUACACCUGGUGCAGCGUUACCUGGCCGACGGCAAGCUGUACCACCGGCACUGCUUCCGGUGUCGGCGGUGUUCCAGCACGCUGCUCCCUGGAGCUUACAGGAAUGGGCCAGAGGAGGGCACCUUCGUGUGUGCAGAGCACUGUGCCAGACUGGGCCCCAGUGGGCGAUCAGGGGCCAGGCCUGGAACCCCGCUGCAGCCAAAGCAGCAGCAACUUACAGAAGAAACCAAGGAGGUGGAGGGCGGCAGCCCCAGCCCUAAGGCAACUGCAGGGGCCGAGGUGGACGUGCCCAAGGCCAGCCCCGAGGGCCGACCCCAGGUCCCCACCAAGCCCCGGGUUCCCGGCAGACCACAGGAGCUGGCCAGCCCCCCGGCCAGCCGCCCCACACCCGCCCCCAGGAAGGCCUCCGAGAGCACAGCCCCGACGCCCCCCACGCCCCGGCCCCGGUCCAGUCUGCAGCAGGAGAACUUGGUGGAGCAGGGAGGCGGCAGUGGCCUGGUGAACGGGAAGCUGCAAGAACCCCCCAUCCCCAAGCCCAGAGGGACCCCCAAGCUGUCGGAGAGGACGCCAGCCCCCAGGAAAGACCCGCCGUGGAUCACCCUGGUGCAGGCAGAGCCAAAGAAGAAGCCAGCCCCCCUGCCCCCGAGCAGCAGCCCUGGGCCACCGCCGGGCCAGGAAGGCAGGCAGGUGGAGAACGGAGGUGUGGACAAAGCGGCCCCACAGGGCCCAGAGCCCAAGCCCUACAACCCCUUUGAGGAAGAGGAGGAGGAGCCCCCCGCUGCACCCAGCCCAGCCCCCGGCCCUGCCUCGACCCCACCGGAGUCCACACCCAAGUCGCUGCACCCCUGGUACGGCAUCACCCCCACGAGCAGCCCCAAGACGAAGAAGCGCCCCGCCCCCCGAGCACCCAGCACAUCCCCCCUCGCUCUCCAUGCCUCCCGCCUGUCCCGCUCGGAGCCGCCUUCAGCUACCCCAUCGCCAGCCCUCAGCGUGGAGAGCCUGUCGUCCGAGAGCUCCAGCCAGCCCCCCGGUGAGGAGCUCCUGGAACCACCCGUCGUGCCCAAGAGCUCCUCAGAGCCUGCCGUCCACGCCCCUGGCACCCCUGGGACCUCUGCCAGCCUCUCUGCCAACUCCUCCCUGUCCUCUUCCGGGGAGCUGGUGCAGGCCAGCGUGGACCGGAUGCCUCAAGCCAGCCCUGGGCUUGCCCCCAAUGCCAGGGGCAGCCCGGGUCCCCCGCCAGCCAAGCCCUGCGGUGACACUGCCCCCAGCCCCCUUGUGUUGGUUGGAGACAAGAGCCCUGUGCCUUCUCCUGGAGCCUCAUCCCCGCAGCUGCAGGUGAAGUCUUCUUGCAAGGAGAACCCUUUUAACCGGAAGCCAUCACCCACAGCAUCCCCAAGUGUAAAGAAGGCCACCAGGGGCUCGAAGCCAGCGAGACCACCUGCCCCAGGACAUGGCUUCCCACUCAUCAAACGCAAGGUCCAGUCCGACCAGUACAUCCCCGAGGAGGAUAUCCACGGAGAAAUAGACACCAUCGAGCGCCAGCUGGAUGCCCUGGAACACCGUGGGGUCCUGCUGGAGGAGAAGCUGCGUGGCGGAGUGAACGAGGGCCGUGAAGACGACAUGCUGGUGGACUGGUUCAAGCUUAUUCACGAGAAGCACCUGCUGGUUCGGCGGGAGUCCGAGCUCAUCUAUGUCUUCAAGCAGCAGAACCUGGAGCAGCGGCAGGCCGACGUGGAGUACGAGCUCCGGUGCCUUCUCAACAAGCCAGAAAAGGACUGGACAGAGGAGGACCGGGGCCGAGAGAAGGUGCUGAUGCAAGAGCUCGUGACCCUCAUCGAGCAGCGCAACGCCAUCGUCAACUGCCUGGACGAGGACCGGCAGAGGGAGGAAGAGGAAGAUAAGAUGUUGGAAGCCAUGAUCAAGAAGAAAGAGUUCCAGAAGGAGGCUGAGUCCGAGAGCAAGAAGAAGGGCAAGUUCAAGACCAUGAAGGUGCUGAAGCUGCUAGGAAACAAGCGUGAUACCAAGAGCAAGUGCCCUGGAGACAGGAGCUAACGGUGCAGACUGCCAGCUGGGGACACCACCCCCGCACUGGCUGUGCUCUGCGGGGCGGGGGGGGAGCUUCUGUGUCCCUUCAGGAUCAGUCAAGAGGAAAGAUGACUUAGGGGAGGGAGCCUCUGGGUGAUGGCCUCUCCCUCCUCAGGGCCUUCUGGCUGGUCUGGGCCAAAGAGUUUUUCUUCCCUCUCCUCUGAGCCCCCUGCCUGGCUCUCCUGACUCCAGAUGCUGUGACCGACCCCAGGAGCGAGCAGGGUCUCGUCCCACGAGCCCCUGCCCUUGGUCCCGCUUCACUCCUGUACCACGUGUGGAGGGGAGCAGAGGGUCUGUCUGCCUAUGAGGGUCUGCCUGUGGUGGACCCUCUGGCCUGGGUCUCCUGCCCUCUGGGCAGGUCGGCAAGCCAGACUCGGCCACAGCGGCCCCUUCCCACUCCCCGCCGUCCUGGGUCUGAGUCCCUGUCAUCCUGGCAGGGCAGGCAGCCUUGCCUCUCUCUCUCCGCACUCAGGAGCUCUAUUUAUGAAGUCUCUUAAUUAAAGUUGGAGGUAGUUACUGUGUCCUCAAGACCUGAAGGGGCCUCAUGGACAGACCCCUCCCUUUGUUCCUCGAAGUCUUAGGAGGUGCUUCCCUCACCUCCCCUCAUUCUGCAGGAAGUCUCCCUGCCCGAGACAGGGUGCUGGGGCGGGUGGGGUGCCCGGGAGCUGAGCCCCCCAAGGGCGGGCCCCGGGGGAGGCGGGCGGGCCCCAGGCCAGCAGCAGGCGGGCGUGCUGCCUGUAGGUGCUAACCCUGGCCCUUCACCCCACACCGUGGCCCCGGCCCCUCCCGUGGGCUCUCCCCGCCACCCCAGGGCCGGGGUGCGGCAGACCCGCCCCUGGUGGUCAGCGCCAGCCUGUCUCCUCACACGCGCCUGUUGUCUGUUCCCUCCCGACUCUGUCGCCUCCAAAGGACUGAUGGCCGCUCACCCCCUGGGACGGCUGUGGGAGAGGAGGAGCCGAUGGGGACCAGCACCUUCGCCCCAGGGGACGUGCCCAGCAGCUCUUGGGGCAAAGCACUGUUGCUAUAAGCUAUUUCCGGGGUGCCUUUAGGGCCCUUCCCUCAGCACACCUCCAGGGAAAGAUCACACUGUAUUAACUUGAGAGGGUUUUCCUCACCGACAAUAAACAGAGACCACCUCAGCUGCCAGUGCCUUGCAGCCCUGGGCCGCCCUCCGCUUGCCAGGCCUCCCUUCUUGCCUGCCUCUGCCAUGCCUCCUGGCCGGCAUCUCUGCUGGCCCAGGAGGGCGUGGAGGGGCUGUCCACCGCCGGGGGCCCUGGCCCCUCUCUCCCUGCCGCUGGGCAGGACGCCUUCCUCUGCCGGGACCAGUGCUGCCUCCGACCGUCCCCUUGCUGACGGGCCUGUUGGCCUGCCAUGGGGGUCACCAGCUCCAGCGCCUUUCGGGGGCCAGGCGGGUGACACACGUGAGCCCUGGCUGGGUGCGUCCUGCGGGGCGGCCCCGUCAGGCUGCCCUGGUGUCAGGACACCUGGGUGGCAGGGACUGGGGUGAACUGGGAUGGACACACCGCAACCACGGGGGAGGUUGUCCCUCACCCAAGUCAACUGUAGCCUGUGGGAUGUGGGCCCAGUGGGACCAGAUCUUUGCAUUUUUCAAAAGAAACUGGAAAUCCA